CGACUUUCCUACAUUUGUGGGUUCGUGUUAUUACCUUCAACUGAACUCUCUGCUGUAAUCCCAUUUCAGCUUUGAACCUUACUAGAAAGCUAGGAGCUGCAGGAGCAUCUGCGGUAGCUUAAAGCUAAGAAAGAUUAUCCCUGAGUCCUGACUAUGGGGCACAAGUAUUUGUGCUUGGCUUUCUGCUUGUGGGCUUUAACAUGCUCACUUCUUCCUCCUUUCUCCUCUGGACUUAUGAGAAUUGGUUUGAAGAAGAGAACUCUAGAUCUUCAUAGUAUCAAAGCUGCUAGAAUGGUAAGAGAAAAGCUAAGAUUAGGCAGACCUGUGUUGGGUUCAUAUGAUCAGUAUACUGGUAAGCCAACCGAUGAUGGCAUAGUACCUUUGAAGAAUUAUUUGGAUGCACAAUAUUAUGGAGAGAUUGGAAUUGGCACACCUCCACAGAACUUUAAUGUUAUAUUUGAUACUGGUAGUUCCAACCUCUGGGUUCCAUCAUCAAAGUGCUAUUUUUCUCUGGCCUGCUAUACCCAUAAUUGGUUCAAGUCAAAGAAGUCCAAAACAUAUGCCAAAAAUGGAACACAUUGUAAAAUAACAUAUGGAUCUGGAGCAAUAUCUGGUUUUUUCAGUCAAGAUAAUGUCAAAGUUGGUAAUGUUGUUGUCAAGAAUCAGGAUUUCAUCGAGGCAACCCGAGAAGGAAGUCUUUCCUUUGUGUUAGCCAAGUUUGAUGGAUUACUUGGGCUUGGGUUUCAGGAGAUCUCAGUUGAAAAUGCUGUGCCAGUAUGGUACAAUAUGGUGGAGCAGGAUCUUGUAAGUGAGAAGGCGUUUUCUUUUUGGCUCAAUGGGGAUCCAAAAGCAAAAAAUGGCGGUGAACUAGUUUUUGGAGGUUCUGAUCCAAAGCACUUCAAAGGAAGCCAUACUUAUGUUCCUGUUACUAAAAAAGGUUACUGGCAGAUUGAAAUGGGAGAUUUUUUCAUUGGAGGUUUCUCUACAGGUGUUUGUGAGGGUGGCUGUGCUGCUAUUGUGGAUUCAGGAACAUCUUUGCUUGCUGGUCCAACCACUGUUGUGACUGAAAUCAACCAUGCUAUUGGAGCUGAAGGAGUUCUGAGUGUAGAAUGUAAGGAAAUUGUUGUUGAAUUUGGAGAGUUGAUAUGGGAUCUCUUGGUAUCAGGGGUACGGCCUGCUGAUGUUUGUUCACAAGUUGGUUUAUGUUCUGCUAAGCCCAGGGGGGAUCAAUCUAAGAGCAAUGGGAUUGAGAUGGUGACUGAAAAGGAACAGAGAGAGUUGUCAGCCAAAGAUACUGCUCUUUGCUCUUCCUGUCAGAUGCUUGUGAUUUGGAUCCAGAAUCAACUUAAACAAAAGUCAACCAAGGAAAUAGUAUUCAACUACAUAAAUCAGCUGUGUGAGAGCUUGCCAAGUCCAAAUGGAGAGUCGGUAGUAAACUGUAAUAGCAUUUCUAAAUUGCCAAACAUUACAUUUACUAUUGGAGAUAAACCUUUCAUCCUCACUCCUGAGCAGUAUAUUUUGAAAACUGGAGAAGGCAUUGCAGAAGUCUGCCUUAGUGGGUUUAUUGCUUUUGACAUUGCUCCUCCACGGGGUCCUCUCUGGAUUCUUGGCGAUAUUUUCAUGAGGGUAUAUCACACCGUCUUUGAUUAUGGGAAUCUCCAAAUUGGUUUUGCUAAAGCUGCCUAAUGAGACUUCUGGGAGAUUAUGUAGGGAAUAUUUUAAUAAGCUUGUUAGUGUAUUGUAAAUAAGCUCUCUUGUAACUACUAUGGUGCAGGUUUACUUUAUGGAUUCAUAUAUGUACUCAUACGUGAAACUACCCGUCUUGAAGUAUUGUAUGCUUGAACUUGAAAAUGCUGUGUUGUACUGUAGAUUAUAUACCCUUAUGUGCUAUAAAAAUAAGGAUGGCAAUGAAUGACUUAAAAUUU
Messenger RNA from Gastrolobium bilobum, 1925 nucleotides. RefSeq names its product aspartic proteinase-like. The record is from RefSeq and is a predicted model, not a curated record. Gene Ontology annotation, biological process: lipid metabolic process; proteolysis. The transcript is spliced from 14 exons. NCBI's taxonomy places the organism in Eukaryota, Viridiplantae, Streptophyta, Magnoliopsida, Fabales, Fabaceae. The coding region runs from base 154 to 1686 and encodes 510 amino acids. Gene Ontology annotation, molecular function: aspartic-type endopeptidase activity.